UGCUUCAUCAAUCCUUCCUUUGAACUUCAUUGAAGGUUCACAAUUGUCUGGAUUUUCUUUUCCACAUUUGUCUUUUUACACAUCUUUUACCACCAAGACUUUGAAUUUUCAUAAUUCAACGGGACAACUUCUCUAUAUAUGUAAAUAUCCCAGUGUUCCUAGCUAUGUAUUUAGUUUGUGUUAAGAGUUGCUGGUUAUAUUCAACAUCCCCAAGAGCGGACCUAAUAUCCGUACGUAUAGAAAGAAUUCUUAAGGAUUUUGUUCAUCUGGAAUCAAGAACUUGAAGUUCCUGCUGGUGAUAACGAAUGGGGCUUUCUUUUUCACUACUUUCAUCAGCAUGGAAUGAAAUUUUGGGUCAUCGGUUUUAUGAUUUGACAGACACUGUAGAAACAUUUAUUGCCAGAUCAAUAAGCUUUGGAAGCAAAGAAGGAGAACUAAUCUUGAUGAAAUCACACAGCUUCAAGAAUAAAGAUAUGGAGAAACCCCAAAAAUCUGAAAAAGAAAUGCUAAAAACACAUGUUCCACUGAAAGAAUUGGUUGUAGACAACGAGAAUGAAACCUCAGAUUAUUCAGAAGUUAAGAAGUCGAAACCCGAGAUUCCAUUUCCUGUUCAAGAACCCUUCGUGUUUUCUUCCCCGAGACCUGUUAACGAGCUGAAUUCUGCUGCCACGACGCUUCAGAAAGUUUACAAGAGUUACCGGACGAGAAGGAACCUUGCAGAUUGUGCAGUUGUUGUUGAAGAGCUUUGGUGGAAAACCUUGGAUUCUGCAGCUCUGAAACAGAGCUCGAUAUCGUUCUUCAACAAAGUUGAACACGAAACUGCCGUGUCCCGGUGGGCUCGUGCAAGGACGAGGGCUGCUAAGGUUGGCAAAGGUUUAUCCAAGGAUGAGAAAGCUCAGAAAUUAGCACUGCAACAUUGGCUUGAAGCUAUUGACCCUCGUCAUCGCUAUGGACACAACUUACACUUCUACUAUGACGUAUGGUCGGAGAGCAAAAGUUUUCAACCGUUCUUCUAUUGGUUGGAUGUCGGUGAUGGUAAAGAAAUAAAUCUUGAACGUUGCCCCAGAGUCAAUCUGCAUCGUCAAUGCAUUGAAUAUCUUGCACCAAAACAGAGGGAAAAGUAUGAAGUGAUCGUAGAUGAAGGGAAAUUAGCAUACAAACAAAGUGGGUUUCUCUUGAAUACAGCUGAAGGCUCAAAAUGGAUUUUUGUCCUAAGUACAUCAAGAACUCUGUAUGUAGCACAAAAGAGAAAAGGUGUUUUUCAGCACUCCAGUUUUCUCUCUGGUGCAGCUACAACAGCUGCUGGUAGAUUAGUUGCUCAUCAUGGUAUUCUAGAGGCAAUAUGGCCAUACAGCGGCCACUAUCUUCCAACCGAAGAUAAUUUCAAGGAAUUCAUCAUGUUUCUUGAGGAGAAUCAUGUAGAUUUAACAAAUGUUAAGAGGUGUGCAAUAGAUGAUGACAGAACCUCAUUUAAGGAAGAUGCCAUCAAAGUUGAGGGACCAGACAAUAAUGCACUCAAGGCACCACGUGCUGGCAGUACAUCAAUCAACACAGCUAAUAUAGAAGCACCCAAACUUGACCUUCCCAAGACUUUAUCUUGCAAGUGGACUAGUGGAGUCGGGCCCCGCAUCGGAUGUGUUCGAGACUACCCAAUGGAGCUUCAGUCUGAGGCACUAGAAAGAGUAAAUUUAUCGCCUAAAACAACACCAGGCCAGCCGAAGAGUUGUGUGCCCAUCCCAUCUCCACGACCAAGCCCGAAAAUACGAAUGUCACCUCGGCUUGCAUAUAUGGGACUUCCUAGCCCAAGGGUGUCUCUUCGUGCCUAGUCAAGUGGCGACACACACCUACCCACCUAGAAGAGCAACUCGCUCUUUAAUGUCGUCAUGGCUAACCUAAGUUCUCUUCCAGUCAACUGUCGAUCAAGUGAAGUGCAAUAACACUUUUUCUAUUUUUCGUAGAGCUGCUAGGUCUACAUUCUUGUUCCUUGAUUCUUGUUGAACGCAUAACCAUGGGAUAAAUGUCUCCUCUUUAUGCAAGUUCAAUUUUUUUUUGCUACCAUAAAUAAGAAGGAAUAAAUGGUCGAAAUAUUGUUUCCAUUUCGUUACGCUUGUGUUGCCUUCACUUUUGUUCAAUAAACUUGUGUUGCCUUCA
This is a messenger RNA of Olea europaea var. sylvestris, 2151 nucleotides long. RefSeq names its product IQ domain-containing protein IQM4-like. The transcript has 9 exons. The record is from RefSeq and is a predicted model, not a curated record. Lineage: Eukaryota; Viridiplantae; Streptophyta; Magnoliopsida; Lamiales; Oleaceae. Bases 306 to 1826 code for a protein of 506 amino acids.